UCCGGCACUAGUAGCCAGCUAUCAACAGGGUGUUGUUCAGACAGCCGCUUUAAAAUCGGACUCGUUCCCCACAGAGUGGUUGUCUCCUGAAGGGGGGGAAAACCCAGAAAUCCCAACAGAGCAACAAAUCCGCUGCCCUGACCUCGCUGAGCCCCGGUGCCCUGACAAACGUCAAUCCAAUGUGCCCUCAGGCCUUUAAUUAGCUGUCAAUUAGUGCAAAUUAAUCAACUCCUUGCCUAAUUAAGCAAUGCCGACAGGCAGCUUCCAAAAAUGCCAUUGUGGAAGCACCAUGAGAAAACUGAAGCUAGCAAACUCUCUGCUUUGUGGGGUCAUAAUACCCCUGAUAGCACACAUAGGGGAAGGGGGGGAGCUCUUCGCUGAGUAUUUGUUUUUUUCCUACCGACUCAGCACAAGGUAUCUGCUGCUCUAUCUAUUGUCAGAUAAGACUGUAUAAGGCACUAAAGGUGCCAACUUUUGGUUAUUGGUUGUAAGGACCUCUAGGAUACCUAUAAGCACUUUAACAUGAAGACUCCGCUGUGAGACUUUUUAAUCAAUUAUCCAUUGUCGAACAAUUUUCAGAAUCUCACCUAGAGAGAGAGCUGUGCUCGAAGUGAAAUCUUUUCAACAAUCUUAUUCUUUUACAGUGUACUAUGUCUUUUGCCAGGGAACAGAGUAUAAAAGUAUAAAAUACAUCCUUUAAAACAAUUCAUCACUUCUAAUAGGCCUGUGGGCCAAAUGUAGACAAAUGGCUUAGAGACCCAAUCUCUCAUUUAGAUUGCCUGACAUGAGCAUAUCAGGCUCUAGCAAUCUGUGUAUAGGGGUUGGGCUAAUGCAGCGCUCUGUCCCUAACCACAGCCCACAUCAAGCUUGUUACCUUCUAGUGACCUUCCCCAUGAGUGAACAUUCUUUCCCUACUCAGAAAGAAAAAUAGCUGUCAACUGUUUCAAAAUAUGCUCGUAAACAUGAUUGGUAUGCGAUGCGUUGUCUGCUACUGCUGAGGAUUAUUCCAACAGUCAAAGUCUGCAUUCAUGUGCUAUGGACAAGGCUCGUUUUGCUUGUCUUCAUAUUUUAUCCAUAUUCCCAGCAGAGGCUUGUGCACUUGUGCAAUGUGGAAUAAAUUUUAAUUAUUGUCUCAACAUUUAAUGAUUGGCCUUACAAAAACCUUUGCAUGUGCAGCUCAAAAAUAAACUUCAUGCUGCAGUGCUUUAUGAACAGGCAAAACAUUGGGAACAAAACUAGCAAAUUAUGCAACAGCUGUUUGCCUUUUAAUCUGCAAGCCAUCAGAUCUUGCAGCCUUUGAUAGGCUACCCUAUCUUCACGAAUGACUGAACUAAAUCUUUCCAUAAUCUGCAGUUUUAUCAGUCUGUCCUCUUAUGCAUGCAAAUCAGGAAGUGCCCAUUUCCCAGUGUGGAUGGUUUAUCAAAAGCUGUGAGGCUUUUUCACCCAUUUACAAUAAGCAGUAAAGCCCAGCCCAGAUUAGGACAGAAGUGUGUCUGUAAUUGACAGCAGCCUGAAUUAAUAUAUAGCUUUAACUCGACUAGAUGGUGUGUCAUUAGCAUAUCAGCAGAACAUUGAUUUCUUCAUUAUCUUCAAUAACAUUUCUAUUUAAAAGCUUCUAAUUAGUUGACACGGUCCCCAUGUAAUUAUAGAUUUAACAUCUUGCUUGUUCUUUUUUUUAAGCCUAAUUAAUAGCCAGACACGUGAAAUUUACACACACUGUUUUUAGUCAUGUCGUGGACUUCAUUUGUAGUACAUAUGUUUUCAUGUUCAUGUAAUGCUUUAGAUAUAGCGAGUGGGGUCAUUUACCCUAAAUGAUUUUCUAAAACGUAUCAAUCUUUUUUUUUUUGCGUUAAUGGAUCGUAAUAUUUUAUACUGGUUUUAUCUGUACAUGCAUACUGUAAAUGUUUAUUUGCACUUUUUAAUAAGUUAAUUUGACUGAUUUCCAACAGUUUUUAACUUACGACACAAACACUAUAUUUUUUGUAAUUUUAUAUAUAUAUAAUCUUCUUAUAAACUACCCCAUCAAUUCAUGUGUUUACACCUACUUUUUAAUUACUGUAGAAUUAAAUGGCCACCUCUACUAAUUAUCCUGGCGCCAUGCCAGUAAAGAAUUAGCAUGGCCUGCUAAUGUCCCAUAUGGUCAAAAAUCACAGCUUUUCUGUGGUGUUUUCCCUUUUAAGCUGAUUAGCUCCAGAUUUUUAUACAUUAUCUUUAUUUGUAACUAAUAAACAGAAUACCUUAUACAAAAUGUCAUUGGUUUGGUUCUUCACCUGCACACGCCAUUUUUUUAUUAUUAGGCGGGAAAGCGCCUUGGCUCAACUCUCGCGGGAUUUUACGCGACUUGAGCGCUUGGACACGCUCAGCCACGCGUCUUUCGCAUUGCUCCUCCGCCGUCACACACGACUCCUGACAUUUAUUUAUGCAUCAGCACAUGGCACUUUGAUAAGAUUCAUGUUAUCUCGGUCUCCAUCAACGUCUCGCUGCUCAUUUCCAUAAAUUAUCUUCUAGUAAUUAUCUGGCCAGAUGUCCAAAUUGUGCCACAAAUGAUCUCCAAAAGAAACAAAUCUAACUGUAAAUUUGAUAAUAGCUGAUUAGACAGUAAGGGCUAUUUGAUUACAAACAAACAAACAAACAAACAAACAAAUAAAUAAAUAAAUAAAUAUUUUGUAGCUCAAACGUGUACCGCCAUCUGUAGGUUCACUGGGUUUAUCUGCUUCACCUCCCUUUUAUGUGAUUAUUUUUAUUUUAUAUUAUGUGGUUAAUUUAUGUCCGACAAAAAAAUACAAUUUUGUUUUUAUAAUAUACGUUUUUUUUAUAUUUCCUAAUCACUGGAAUAAGAUAACUCUUUAGAAUGCAUACUCAAAAAAAUACGAGUGCACCAAAUAGGCUAUAUUUAGGAGAAAACCCACCUCUUUUAAUUGUUCUUAUGUGAUCAUAAGUAAUUCAGUGUCAAUCUUGAUGUUCAAAUGCAGCAGGUCUGCCUGCAAAUUGCAGCAAAUUAAGAUGAUGUAUUUAUAGUAUAGAAAAAUCCCAGCCAAUUGAUGUGAUUACAGCUGUAUCAAAGAAGGGUUACAGAGAGAUGAGCCAAGUGCUGAAAUGAGAUUAGGUUUUUCAAUAGAUUUAUUGUUUUGUUUUUUUCUCAUUUUAAGUAGGGUGUCCUUAAACUCCAAACCUAUAAAGCUUCUAAUCGGCUCUAAUAGCUUUAACAAUCGUAAGUAAAACAGAUAACUUCUGGGUUUCAACCUGGUUUCGUUUUCGCAAAAUUAAUCCAGUGGGUUAAUCCGAGCCCCCAGAGCUGCUUUUAAUCCAACAGGACUCAUUGUGACAUUUCGAAAACGUCUCCUGAACUGCUUUAAUAAUCCCGAACAGGGUUUAUUUAUAUCAUCGACCUAAAAUAAAGCAACACACUGUUUAAGCCAGUAGUAAUCUGCAUGACAUAAUGUGCCAGGCAUGUGGUGUUCCCGUGUUGUUAAAUGGAAUAUGAAUAGAACAUCGUCAGUAUGUCUUAUGUCUUACUCCAGAUAACGUGACUUUCAGACCCUAAAUGAUUUUGUGGCAUCUUUAUUCAUUUCUCAAAUAACCAUACGUACUUGUUUUCGGACUCUUUUAUCUUAUAUUUUGAGCAUAUUUUUAUUUUUAAAAUGUAUUUAUUUAUUUAAUCAUACAUAGAUACAUACAUGCAUACAUACAUACAUACAUACAUACAUACAUACAUACAUACAUGCAUGCAUGCAUGCAUACAUACAUACAUACAUACAUACAUACACAGUACUUUUUUAAAUUGACAUCAAGCUGAGGCAGGUGACACGUUCCCUGGUCUUUGUCCUGGUAUCAGGAUCAAGAUAAUUAAAAUGAUUUCGAUUAAUAAUAAUAUGAAUAGAAACAUGAAAUAAAAUGUUUUUGAUUUUCCAAAUGGGGCAGAGCGAUAUCUAAAUUUGAAAAAUGUUAUUAUUAUUAUUAUUAUUAGUAGUAGUAGUAGUAGUAGUAGUAGUAGUAGUAGUAGUUUUUUGUUGUUAUUAUUGUUGUUAUUAUUGAUAGUGUUGUUGUUGUUGUUGUUGUUGUUGUUGUUGUGGUUAUUGUUUUUAUUGUUGCUGGGUAUUAAAAGUCUUUGGGAUAAAAUUCUGCCAGUGGGCACGAGCGAACACUGUCGAGUAUUUUUCUAAGAUUUCAUUAGGAAUGUAAACCCAUUAAACCAAAUCACAUUUCGACAAACAGAUAAAAUGCACACUGAGCGCGGGAGACUUGGUGAAAUUGUGAGCUUCUUGCUCGCAGGUGAUUGGCUGCCGACAUCGGGCCCUUGUAGGGAUGGACCUUUUGGAUAAAAGGAGAAUUUCUGGGGGGAUCGCGUGUAUUUGCACUGGUGGAUUCCUGUGCACAAGGGAAGCGGGGGACUAUUCUCAAAGGCACCAUGACGGGGAAGGAAGGGGCUGUGUUAUCGGAGAGUUUGAACAAACCGAAAUUAGUUGAAAACGGAGGGAAUAGCAACCCGCACAAGAGCAUUACAUCACACGCACCCAGGUGCACGGGCUUCGGCAUCCAGGAAAUUUUGGGCUUGAAUAAGGAGGCGUCCUCGGCGCCUCGGAGCGCGCUGGACUCCAUUCCCGGGGGUGCGCACUUGCUGGCCGCACGCUCCAUGCUUGGCCCCGCCGCCGUCGGGGUCGGUAUGGGAUUCAUCGGCCCUGGGGGUAUUCCGUCCUUCUACAGGCAGCCCUCCUUUCUGGAGGUCCUGUCAGACGCACAAAACGUCCAAUUUCAACCUCUCAGCAAGACAGCACCUCAGGAGGCCGGACAGUCUGCAAGCUCAGACUCAGAGGAUGUUUCUUCGAGUGAACGAAAAACAUCCAAGUCUUCCCUGGGCCAGAGCAAGAAGAGAAAGAAAAGGCGACAUAGGACAAUAUUCACAUCUUAUCAACUGGAGGAACUGGAGAAAGCUUUUAAUGAAGCUCACUAUCCCGAUGUGUACGCCAGAGAGAUGCUGGCUAUGAAGACUGAACUACCAGAAGACAGAAUACAGGUCUGGUUCCAGAAUCGUCGAGCCAAAUGGAGAAAGAGGGAGAAGUGUUGGGGACGUAGCAGUGUGAUGGCUGAAUAUGGGCUAUAUGGAGCCAUGGUGCGUCACUCCAUUCCUCUUCCAGAGUCCAUACUGAAGUCUGCAAAGGACGGAAUUAUGGAUUCCUGUGCCCCCUGGUUACUAGGGAUGCACAAAAAAUCACUGGAGGCAGCGUCAGGCACACCAAGCCAGAAGCCAGACAUACCUCAGCAUCCAAACAAUGCCAGCGCUGAUGAUACUGAUGCUGAGGAGAGGAGGAGCGACUCGCCCAUGUCUAAAGAGGAACUGAGGGAGAACAGCAUUGCUGCUCUCAGGGCUAAAGCACAGGAGCACAGUGCCAAAGUGCUGGGGACAGUGUCUAGCAAAAGACUCGAGCAUAAAACACAGGGAGAAAUGGAGGAGAAGGCCAGCAUGGAACACUCAGACUCCCAAGAAGAGAAAGAGAGCUCAUAGAUAUGCACUUAUAACCGUUGGUCAAACAGCAUUGUGUCUUUCUGUAGCUUUCCAUUAAACAAAUCCUGAUGAUCUCUUCUGUAUUUGAUCAGAACCACAGGCCAGGAGUGGAUCUCCUCUAACCUAGCUAGUGCUAUUUUCCUAUUCUUACUUAGCGCUUCAGAUGAUAAGUUCAGACGUUGGUCGGAAAAUACAGAAAGCAUGACGCAUCAAUGUUUAUUUUUUAUUUUCUAAGACCUACUUGCCACUAAGUGUCAUUUGGUUCUAUAUACAGUAUAUGCUAGUACAAGAAACAACUGUAGCUACAAUCUGGUAACGUUUGGUGAUAUUAAUGGUGGCUUGGCAAGGACGACAUGCUCUUCAAACCUAAUGAACAAUGUUAUUUUUUAUUUCUACUUUGAAAACAACCAUUUGAAACAUUUUACUUUCAGUCUGUACACUAUGCUUCUUUUUUAAAGGCACUCAGUGGUUGGUUCCUAAGUUGUAUUAGAAUGUGACGUUGUACAUAUUGUAAAUAAAGAUAGCUUGCUACAGUAUUGUUUGAAAUACA
Molecule: messenger RNA, 6053 nt
Organism: Tachysurus fulvidraco (yellow catfish)
Lineage: Eukaryota; Metazoa; Chordata; Actinopteri; Siluriformes; Bagridae
Gene: vsx2
Product: visual system homeobox 2
Exons: 5
Coding region: 4409-5503 (364 amino acids)
Biological process (GO): regulation of transcription by RNA polymerase II
Cellular component (GO): nucleus
Molecular function (GO): DNA-binding transcription factor activity, RNA polymerase II-specific; sequence-specific double-stranded DNA binding
Source: RefSeq, a predicted model, not a curated record